AUGGAAGGUGUUAUUGAAAAACUAAUCAUUGACAAUAACACAAUGGAAGAGCGAGUUAAGGCGAAAGAAGCUAUAUUGAGAGGCGUAUUAUCAGGUAUUGAAUAUGAAUCAAGUGAUCGUCGGAUGAUUAAAGAGGUUCUAUCAGUUGCGCCAAAAGUUGUCGAUAAUCCUUCGUUUCUAUCACUGAAGCAGAGCUGGUGUGUUGGGUUCGAGGAUAGCAUUUGCGUGUCGUACGCAGCUAGAAACGCUUCAGGACGAAAUCAUAUGGAACCUACCUGUCAUUUACUAGAUAAUAGAGACAGCGUAGCUAGAUGUAUCGUGUUGGAUGAAAAUGGAUCAAGCGUGUCUUGCGUCAGAUCAGAUUCGUCUGCCGAUGUGCUGGUGGGUUUCUCAAAGUCGGCUUUCUUCUCUAAAUCAUCAUGCUUACUUCUAUUGGAGUUCAUCCAGCAACCUUCUCCUAUUAAAACUUCUGAUGGUAGUAUUGUGUCAAUUCCUCUGAUAACUCAACCUAAUACUGUAGAGGUGCACACAUUGGACGUGACUAUCCCACGUGCAUGGUAUUCAUUUGCCGACUUUAUUUCGGCUAAGGAACACGAUAUGCUAUUGCUGUUGCGUUGCUUGAGAGUUUGCUGCUACUGCUACCCUAUAAAACCGACUUCGUCUUUCGACUUCGCCACAGCAAAUCCCGAUUUUGACUGUUGUGACUUCGGCGAAUGGCAAGUGUUCGUUGGACAUAAAUUAAUGAAUGGUCUCGUCGCUCUGUCGUCGACCCUCGGCCAAUCGAACGGUAAUAUCGACUGCGUCUAUGGAUUAAACAUCGAGCUGUUGGAGCAGUUCCUUCGGAGAUGUAGCAACGGAAGUUGA
Messenger RNA from Necator americanus (New World hookworm), 864 nucleotides. RefSeq lists its product as uncharacterized. The record is from RefSeq and is a predicted model, not a curated record. The transcript is spliced from 8 exons. Lineage: Eukaryota; Metazoa; Nematoda; Chromadorea; Rhabditida; Ancylostomatidae. Bases 1 to 864 code for a protein of 287 amino acids.